CUUUCGUGUGCGCGUUGUUGUCCACGUCCAAUCAGGAGUAACUCGAGUGUGGACUGGGCGGUCUUAUAAGUGGGUCAAGAUCCAGCUCCUCGAGUCAGUCCAAGCCGAGACGUCGAGAAGUCAACAUUGAAGAAGUCGACCGUUACCCGAAACACCGUUCAACAUGAAGUUGGUCCUGGUCCUGUGCGUCGUGGUGUUCGCCACCAUGGUGGUCGGCACUCCUGCCCAGAAGGACGACGCCACCUGCGGUCGCCAUGGUGACCCUUGCAACACUAGCGAGGAGUGCUGCUCGUACUUGUGGUGUCACUUCUACGCACACCGUUGCGUGAGCAAGCCAGGCGGACCGAACCGACCACCGAUGGUUCCCCAGGCCGAGGCGAUCCAAGAAGAGGGCCAAAAGAUUAACUAGACUCUGGAUGCAUCCUCCCCCUAUUUUUCCCCCCGACAUGCCGGCGUAUAUCUCCCUCGCACGCCAUAAUGUAACCCCGAAUAACAUACGCUCUAUCCGCAUAAUCGUGAUCCGCUUACGAAGCAUGUUCCGCCGCGUGUCGCGCUCGUCCCACGGCGGGCUCGAAUUUCGACCGAAUCGCCGCCAUUCUCGCCCUAUCAUUCGCAAACUCGCAAUUUCGCUGACGAGCCCGACAAAAACCCCCCGAAGAAGACCUCGCCGCGCUUUGGAGGCGAUUUUUUUCAUCGGGGAACUUACCGACAUGGGCCACUUAGGCCUCUAACUCGCGGAGGCACGACGUCGAGAUUGCGAAAUCUCAGGUCGAGAAGUUAUGGACAAUGCGGAUCUUUGGGUAGUUGUGUGGGUUAAUAACGUACUUACUAAUUGGAAUAUCGAGGGGACAUCGAUUUGCGAGGGGUCAUCGGGUUUCACUCCUUAACCGAUUAACCAUGGUGCUCGUUAUCACCGAUACGCCGGCGUGAUUUCUUUUGUAUUAACAAACUCUGACUUUCGCAUGUAUCAAUAAAGCAUGAGAUUACCGAUGUCUAUUAA
This is a messenger RNA of Orussus abietinus, 1000 nucleotides long. Its product is annotated as omega-conotoxin-like protein 1. The transcript has 3 exons. The record is from RefSeq and is a predicted model, not a curated record. Lineage: Eukaryota; Metazoa; Arthropoda; Insecta; Hymenoptera; Orussidae. The coding region runs from base 164 to 409 and encodes 81 amino acids.